AUCUGAGUAGUUUGUGAUCAGCUGUUCUUAGCAAAGUUCGUCAGAUGUUUGUUUUGACUAGUAUGUCACAUCGUACCUGGUACCUUAGUUUCAGAUGAAUUUGUGGAUACACGAGUAUAAUAGGUUUGAUUUUUUGUGUUAAAAACAGCAAAUUACUGGCAUUGAGGAUGUGGACACAUGCAUGGCCAUUCUCACACAACAGGACUGGAAUCUUGAGCUGGCUGUCAAUACUAUCAUGCAUGAUGAACCAGUUACAGAGGUAGAUGCCAGUCCUGGUCGUAUGUCUGACAUAGACAUCAGUCACUCUAGCAGUGCCCCAGAACAUAUUAGUCCAGUUGUUAUCGACGAUGAUGCUUCAGCAUCAGGACCCUCCAGUUCUCACAGUUUUAGCAGUACCCGCAAUGCAAGUCGGAUGAUACACUUUAAUGUAGAAUAUCGUCUUCGCAAUAUCCCUAUUGUUUUACCAGAUUCAGAAACAGUUGGCAAAAUCAAAGAGAUGAUACAGGCAGAGCUAGGAAUUCCAGUUGACAAGCAGCAGUUGAAAGGACUUGUUAAGCGCCACGUAGACGACUCUGUUGUAUUGCAAGAUCUUCAUUUACCAAAGGAUAAUGUCUUGUACUUACUGACACCAGAUCUAUGCAGUCCCACAGAUAAUACUUCUAAUGUAGACAAUGGCCAGGUGUCUCAUAGGAAUGAUGAAUAUAGACUCAAAGUUGUCUAUCGUAAUGGAUCCUCAUAUAGAAUUUACAACUUGAAUCUUAAAGGUAGCAAGACCAUUAAAGAGGUUAAACAAGAUGUGUAUUCUCUAACAGAUGUCCCAGUGCGAUACCAAGAGUGGAAGGGAUGGCCAUUGGGAGCUAGUGAAGAUGAGAGUCUGUGUUCUUGUGGUAUAUCAUUUCCCACUCAUGAACUGGAGGUAGAGAGAAAAGUAUCUACAACCCUAGAGCAACACCCAGUGCCUAAUAAUGAGGCAUCAAUGGAGUCAGAAAGUGAUGAAGAAAACAUGGAUAUUGCAAAUGAUGAAGAUUUGUUUGAAGUUCCAUCAUCUCGCCGAAUUGCACCUCUCAUUUCGCCUAAUGCUCAGACGGAAGCAGAAGCUCUAGAACAGUUCACACAUGAGUUUUCUGAAAGGUAUGGUGAAAUUCAUCCUGUCUUCUACAUUGGUUCCCUGGAUGAUGCGAUUCGAGAUGCUUUACAAGUAAAAGCAACAGAUCGUAAAUUGUUGGCACUUUAUCUACACCAUGAUGGCAGCAUCCAAGCAAAUGUCUUCUGUUCCCAGCUUUUGUGUUCAGAGAGUGUAGUGAAUGUAUUGUCAGCAAACUUUCUCACUUGGGCUUGGGACUUGACUCAUCCUGAGAAUAUGGUCAGGUUUUUAACAUUAGCUACCAAACAUUUUGGAAGCAUAGCUGCCAGCCAGAUUCGUAGCUACAGAACUGAGCAGUUGCCAGCACUUCUCAUCAUUUCCCGGUCUAAAGCCACUAAUGAAGUCAUUGACGCCAUUCAAGGUCAUGUGACAUUAGUUGAGCUGAUGACACGAUUACUUCAUGCUGUAGAUGUCUUUACAGAACAAAAGGAACUCGAUAUUGCUGAGGAGCGAGAACGCAUGGACCGUGAACGGAUAAAAGCUGAGCAGGAUUUGGCAUACCUAGAGUCUUUGGAGACAGACCGGAAAAAGGCAGAGGCAGCGAGAGUUGAAGAGGAGCGCAUACGCCAAGAGAAGGCCAAAGAGCAGGAACUCAGGAAGGAAGAGGAGAGAAAGAGACUGAAGGAAGAAGCUAUAAAAGAGGCUUUUCAGGCAUCUGUAGCAAAGUCGGUGCCCGAAGAACCAGCUGAGGAUGCAGAAGGUGCUGUUUCAAGAUUACGAUUCCGCGUGCCCGGGGGAGGUGUGAUCACCCGUAGUUUCUGGUCUGAAAACACUUUGCAAGAUGUCUUGAAUUUUCUUACAGCGCAAGGCUUUCACACAGAAGAUUACAAAGUUAUCACAACAUAUCCACGGCGUGAUAUCACACAGCUUGAUUCAACUCAGACACUUCAGUCAGCAAAACUGUUCCCUCAAGAGACAUUAACCUUAGAGGAAAAAUCAUAGAGUUAUUAUCAACGUUUUCAUGAAUGUCCGAUGCUGUUGCCACCAUAUUUUCAUGAACAUUGUUGGAAGAGUCCUCAGCAUCAGAAUGGAGCCUUGUGUGCUCAGUUGCCUCCCCUACUGUUAUUUGCUUGAUGUUCUUCAUGCCAGCUAGUUUUCUCCCCUGACAUUGUGGCCUCGUGAAACAAUGCGUUGAUUGUUGUGCUAUGUCAGCGAUCAUCGGUGGGAUUCAUGCUGUAUGACUAGUAAACAAGGAGUGGCUGUUGGCAUAUCAUAGCCAUGGGCUGCGGCAUGAAGAACAGAGCUGUGCAGGGAUGCCUGUGGCAAUUAGUCCUGAAUGUCGACCAUGUUUUGCUGAGAGUGCUUUGGCAUAGAACAUUUUCUCUGAUGAAAUGUGCACUGCAUUGAAAUGAUGCCUCAUUUCAAGAUGAAUUUUAAGAAUUCAACUGUGGUCUAGCAAUGCAAUCCUUUUCUUAAAGGAUGUCUUGAAGGACAGCUUGUGCUGCUUGUGUCAUGUACACCUGGCCUAAUUUGAGGAUAGAUCUUUGCCACAUAAGGCUGUUGAAGUGUAUGAUGUCUUGAAAAGUUGAUUAAGUAUGAGAUUUGCUUUCAAGAUAGUGCAGAUUGUGUUUAUCAUUUUAGGAGGAAAACAUAGAAUGGCGGUAUCUUCACACUGCCAUUUCCUGUUUUUCUCUACCCAGGUUAAGAUCCUUAACUCUGGGAAAGCUGUCAAGUUAGCACAUUAGCCAUAGCUUUCACACUGCAUCUGGGAAUGGCAUUAUUUAGCACCAUGUCUGUAUCAUUGCAUUUAACUGCAGAACAGCUUAGACAUGGCUUAGUCUUAAGCAGGGUCCAGGUCUCCUUAUAAUAAUAUGUAUGUCUAAAUAAGCUGGGUGAAUGGGUGUCUGAAAUGUGCUGCAUGCGAAUUAUAUUUUGCUUGAAGUAGGUUUUAUUUAUUUUCCCUGUUUAUUGUUAAAUUGAGUUGAUUUUAUGGUUGCCCAGAGCCUGACAAAUGUAUUUAGAAUUGCAAGUGCAUUUAGUAUUUUCUAGGCAGCAACUUUGGAUUCUGAUUGAUGAAUACUAUGGUUUUGCUUUCUUAAAAAAAAAUACCUAUUGCUGAAGAUGACUUGGAUAAGUUGCAUACCAAUUUUGAGAUAAUAUCUGUAGUCUUUAAUAUAUGUUUUUACCAUAUAGAUCAAAUGGUAACUGUUUCCACCCAACAACAUGUCUAAACUUUUGCUCCAGAUGAUGUGGUGGCCAUUACAUGAAUGAUCCCAAAUCCAGAACAUACUGGAUAGGUUCCUUUGACCAACUGGAAUGUAACUUUUAACAAAUAACUGGAUUUAUUUUAUUAAUAUUCUUUAAUUUUCUGAACUCAUGGUGAGUAAUCAACUCUAAGUUUGUGGCCACAGUUUUAUGAAAUUGAUUGUUGAUGCAAGUGUCUUCUAGACUUGCCUGACUUGAUACUAUUCUCCAAGGUAUGCUUUGGGCAUACGGUGUUACAGGAUUUGACUAAUUAUUCAAUUUUUGGGAUCCACAAAACAGUUCAGUGAAAACAAUCUCUAACUGCUUUUCAGCCAUUGUGAUUACACAAAAUAUAUCUUUUAAAAAGGUGUGCUAAAAUAAACUGCCGUCUGUUUUGCCACUUCAUGCUUAUUUAUAAUUUAAAACACUCAGAUUGUCCUAUUAACCAUCUGUAUCUAAAAGCGGUUUGUUCACCAUCUACACUACACAUUAUUGUAAAAGUCCUAAAAUAUUUAGCAUUUUCUGUUAUCUAAAUUGGAAAUGUAAAGCUUAUUGCUCAUUGCCACUUCACCUGCAGACCAAUUAACAAACACACCUUUCAUAGUCCUAGCAAAUUUUGUAGAACUGUGGAUGCUUAUUCUAUGGCACCAACUGUGUAAAAAUUAUUUUACAGUAUAACAGCUUUCUUUAAAUUAAGAGCACUUUAGUAAUGAGGCCGUGUAUGUAUGUGCUGCUGGCUGAUAUCCAGAUAAAUGUGUUUUUUCAGUUACGUUUUUGAUAAGAAUACUUUCAUGUAUGCAAGCACAUUUUAUUAUUAGGAUCUCAUGGACUCCACUGUCUACUUAUAUUGGGUUUUGACUAAACAUUGCCAAAGACAGUAAAGUAAAAACUUGCUUAAGUGAGCAGUUGAGUUUGCCUAGAAAAUUGUGUUAACAGAAGAAUAACAAAGAGAAUACAGAAACAAAAGGAUGAAAGUAGAUUUUUAGAUAGCCAAAGCUUUUAACCUGCAAUUUUGGCAGGAAAUGUAAUUAAUAAGCAGGACAACCCUGCUUUAAAGAAAAAAAAAUCUGUCUAGUUAUAAUAAGAGCAAUUGAUGCAUCUAAUCUAACCCAUGCAAUCUGAAACAAUGAAAAAUCUGCACUUUAGUGGGUCUUUUUCUUUUUGCUAUGAAUCUUUAAGGCAUGUUUGGGUUCUUUUUUUGGUCUAGAUACUAUUUAUGCAGUUGAAUAAUGAAUCAAACAAUAACCUUAAUUUCUUCAACAGAAGACAAUUUUUCAAGUUUUUCUGCUCAGUUUCCUCCGUUUUCUUAGAAAUGUCACAACUUAAAAAAGAGAAUGGAUAGAUGGGUGGAUGGUAGGGGCUAAAAGUCAUCAAUGGGUGCCCUAGUCCUGUGAACAAGUGCCAUAUUCUGAGAGAAAUGAUAUAGCUGAAGGCAAGAUCUGAAUUGACAAUCCUCACAUUAGUGCCAAGUGCUUUACCAUGGCACCAGCAUACUGCCAUGAUGAGUGACUUUAUUCUAUUAAGUAUCUUUAAUGGUUGGGUUAGUUGUGGUUUAUUGCAAAGUGGGAACAGCUUACACACAGUAAGAUAUGUUGGCUACAGAAUCGUGUCAAGAUCCUGUCUAAAUGUUUGUGUUACGGUGUUAUGCUGUGAAAUCUAUAAGUCUUCAGAGGCUACUUGGUACAGAAGCAUACAUUGUAUUAGGGAGAAAAGCAGUUCAUGAUGUUCCUCUUGUCUGUUCAGUUACAAAUGCUUAUAUUAAAAGCUUAAAAAACUUGGA
Molecule: messenger RNA, 5108 nt
Organism: Pomacea canaliculata
Lineage: Eukaryota; Metazoa; Mollusca; Gastropoda; Architaenioglossa; Ampullariidae
Product: FAS-associated factor 1-like
Exons: 18
Coding region: 182-2086 (634 amino acids)
Cellular component (GO): nucleus; endoplasmic reticulum
Molecular function (GO): ubiquitin binding
Source: RefSeq, a predicted model, not a curated record